UCGAAAUUGCAUCCUUAAUAGCAGGCGAUUUUUGUUUUGUUUGGGAUUAAAUUUUGUUAUUUUGCAUUUUGGCGCAACGAAUGAACUGAAGGAUGGUCUAUAUACAUUUUCCAUCAAAUUUAACAGAAGAGGAGCACAUGCUUCAAGCAAAAUAUCAGAAGUUGAAGAAAAAGAAAAAAGCACUGCAGGCCUUGAAAGCACCUAAACCCGAGCCGGAGAAACCUCUCACAUUAAAGCGACCCACUGAUGCACGUGAUGCUCGUGAAGUUGCCCGAAAAUUAAUUAAAAGUGGCGCCAUUCCUGCUAUUCAAAAGCAACAAACAAAACAGGAUCAGACAUCGUUUAAGCGCCCAAAAGGCCAGGAACGAGCGAAACGAGCUCCAGAAGCAAGUGUCGCAGCCUAUCAACCAUUUUCUUCAACACAAAAUGAUGUCGCACAGGAGACUAUCAUUAGCGAAAUAAUAAAAGAAGAGCCCCGAAUACAAAAUCUUUAUCAGCACUUUGCCACAGAACGCGAUCGCGAAGAGCGCGGUCUGAAUGAUAAAAGUUCUUUGGACUCAACGCAGCCCGAGAAACCCCGCGCAGGUAAUACUAUUUUCGUGUCAGGAAACAAGGUAACAGAGGAGUUCUUGAAAAAAACUUUCAACGAUUAUGGUACCAUUGUUAAUGUGUCCAUGGAAGUCGAGAAAUGUCGUGGAUUCGUGUCCUUUGCUAAACCAGAAUCCGCAGACCGUGCCAUCGCAGAAAUGCAUGGAAAGAAUGUGAACGGCAUCAAUUUGCAGGUACAGCUGGCUCGUCGCCAGCCACAAAUUGAGCCUAUUAAUGAUGCUACGUCAUCGGCAGCAUGGUCUUCUAUAGCGGCAAACAAGUCCCAGAAGGGCAGCCACAAGGAUCGACGUGAGAUGGUUCAAUAUGAUGACGACUUUUUACAAUAAACCGUUUUAACGCAAUUCUUUUUCGGCAAUAAAAUCAUUAUGAAAACUCAGAA
This is a messenger RNA of Rhagoletis pomonella (apple maggot), 988 nucleotides long. RefSeq names its product negative elongation factor E (gene Nelf-E). Gene Ontology annotation, biological process: negative regulation of transcription elongation by RNA polymerase II. Gene Ontology annotation, molecular function: RNA binding. Gene Ontology annotation, cellular component: NELF complex. The record is from RefSeq and is a predicted model, not a curated record. The coding region runs from base 93 to 935 and encodes 280 amino acids. Lineage: Eukaryota; Metazoa; Arthropoda; Insecta; Diptera; Tephritidae. The transcript is spliced from 4 exons.